Messenger RNA from Sinocyclocheilus anshuiensis, 1704 nucleotides. RefSeq names its product serine/threonine-protein phosphatase 4 regulatory subunit 2-B-like. Gene Ontology annotation, molecular function: protein phosphatase regulator activity. Gene Ontology annotation, cellular component: nucleus; protein phosphatase 4 complex; cytoplasm. Lineage: Eukaryota; Metazoa; Chordata; Actinopteri; Cypriniformes; Cyprinidae. The record is from RefSeq and is a predicted model, not a curated record. The transcript is spliced from 9 exons. The coding region runs from base 98 to 1447 and encodes 449 amino acids.
GCAGCUCAAGAUUUUGAGACGCAGCCAUGCUAUUGCGCAACAGUCAGCGCUCCCGAAGAGCGGCCGGCAGUGACGUAGCAGACGUCGCCAUAUUGAAAUGUUUCUCCUCUCCUCUGCUUCACUGAGCUCAACAGCAGCCAUCAGCUCUCGCUUUCCAACUGGAGACAGACACAACAACACAGACAUGGAGAUUGACACUCUUCUGGAAGCUCUUAAAGAUUUCGACAAGAAGGUGAAGAAAGAGUCGUCUCUGGUGUUGGAUCAGUUUUUGUGCCAUAUUGCGAAAACUGGGGAAACCUUGGUUUCAUGGUGUCAGUUCAAAAGCUACUUCAUCUUCAAACUGGAGAAUGUAAUGGAGGAUUUCCAAGCAUCGGCCCCGGAGCAGAGAGGGCCUGCUAACCCCAACGUAGAAUCGGUUCCUUUUGAAGAAAUGAAGGAGAGAAUUCUUAAGAUAGUGAAUGAAUACAAUGGGAUCCCAUUCACUAUCCAGCGCUUGUGCGAGCUGCUCACUGAACCUAAGAGGAACUACACAGGGACAGAGAAAUUUCUCAGAGGGGUAGAGAAGAAUGUGAUGGUGGUCAGUUGCAUUUAUCCUACAUCUGAGAAGAAUGGCUGCAGCGGUGUCAACAGAAUGAAUGGAGUCAUGUUGUCAGGGAACACAUCUGCCUUUACAGAAAGGAAAGUAAAUGGUCCAGGAACACCCAGACCAUUAAACAGACAGAAACACUUCAUGUCCAGUUCACUGGCCACAAAUGGCCUUCCGGACAGUACAGAAAACAAAGAAACAAACACAGCACAAGGACACUGCAAAUCGGCCGGUGAUGCAUCUGUAUCGGGCAUUGAUUGGCCUCUUGGCAGCUCUGUAAAGAACAAACACUUAGAUGAUGAGGAAGAUGAGGGAAUGGAGGCAGAGGAACAUGAAGUAAAGAGGCUGAAAUUCAACCAGGAUGGCAAUGAUGAAGAAGAGGAUGAAGAUGAAGUAGACCAGCAGGUAUCAACUAAUAGCUCCUCAGAUAAGUCAGAGGAUGCCGAAUCACCAUCAUCCAUGUUGCAGGAGGGGAGUGAGGAAGAGGAGGAAAGUAAACCUCAUGGAUCAGCUGGAGGCUCUGAGGACCAAGAGCCUUCCAGCACACAGCCCGAGUGUCCUGUAGCAGAUUCCAGAGAGGCUUUUACUGAAAGAGAGGUUCCUUGUGGCUCUGAUGACUCCUUAGAAGAGCCCAGCGAUAUGGACCAAUCAGAGCAGAGAGCCCCAGCGGGCGUGGCCUCUAGCUCUGAGGUGAGAGAAGGGGAGGAGCCAAGCGAGCAGGUCAGCAGCAGUAGCACGGAUGAAAAUGCCUCUGGACCCACAUCCAGCAGCAGUAGCGUAGACUCACCCACAGAGGGCGACUCUGGGUCAGGGGCCCUGGACUCGGAGAGCGCAGAGGAGGAGCCAAUGGAGCAGGACUAGAAGCCUGCAGACUCAACAAUAACUGAGUGCUUUUGUGGAGAUUAAGCAGACACACACUUAAGUUGCCUUCCACAAAGGCCACCAGAAGCAACUUACAACAUCCAACUUACCGCCAUGCGCCUUUUGGUCGAGAGUCCAGUCUUACCUAACUUCUCCAACUUUCCCAAAUGGACAUUUUAUGCAGAUGCACAUAGGAUUUUAUUGCUGAAGUGAAGGUUUUAAACUGUCUUUUUACAGUUCCCCCCCCCCCUUAAUUG